This is a messenger RNA of Xenopus laevis (African clawed frog), 5813 nucleotides long. It is a transcript of the gene apaf1.L, whose product is annotated as apoptotic peptidase activating factor 1 L homeolog. The transcript is spliced from 27 exons. The record is from RefSeq and is a predicted model, not a curated record. Gene Ontology annotation, cellular component: apoptosome; cytoplasm; cytosol. Gene Ontology annotation, molecular function: ADP binding. Bases 479 to 4222 code for a protein of 1247 amino acids. Gene Ontology annotation, biological process: apoptotic process; apoptotic signaling pathway; regulation of apoptotic process. Lineage: Eukaryota; Metazoa; Chordata; Amphibia; Anura; Pipidae.
CAUGCUGCAUUUUCAGUUCCCCCUGGCACUUACUAAUCUAUUCAGAGAAGAAUAUCGCAGGACGAAGUGCUUUAAGCAGUAGGAAGUUCAUUCCCGCCCCUCCUUCUCUAGAAACGAGAAAACUGCAUCAGAAGCGCAAAGUCAGGCCUGUCCGCUGUGGUAGAAACUGCAAUGACCUAUUGUUAUUAAAAGACGCAAUUGAGUAGCCUACGUUCAGGACAGAACUCUUUGGGCUGUCAUUAGUGUUCCCGCCGCUGCCACAGUUAAAGAAAAGGUGAUGUCACCGGGCGUAAGGUGUUGUGGGAGUUGUAGUUUCCGUGCUUAAUAGUGGGAACAUUGUUUAUGACAGUAGUACGAGGACCUGAACAGGCCGCCCUAGCUAUGGUGCUGUUAAACUGCUUCCUAAAUACUUGAACGAAAAGAACCAAUUUUACAUUCGUUUACAGUCGUCAUUGGUAUUGCUAAAAGAGAUUGCAGAAUGGAUGAGAAGGCUCGAAGUCUGUUGCUUCAGAAUCGAACAGCGCUGGUGAGGGACAUUCGCACAGCUUACAUCAUGGACCAUAUGAUAAGUGAUCAGGUCAUUACCCCAGAGGAGGAAGCUCGAGUAAAAGCUCAGCACACUCAGGUGGACAAAGCAAAUUUCCUCAUCAAUUUAAUUCUUGGAAAAGGCAAGCAGGCAUAUGUUUCUUUUUAUAAUGCUCUGCUUCAUGAGGGGUACAAAGACCUUGCUCUUCUUCUUAAAGAGGCUGCUAAUGCUGAGCAUUCUGACAGUACCAAGAGCUCAAGCAAUGGAAUUACUUCAUAUGUUCAAACCGUACUCUGUGAGGGAGCUGUACCUCAGAGACCAGUUGUGUUCGUCACACGGCCGAAGCUUGUCACUAAGAUACAACAGAGCCUGUACAAGUUGAAUGUGGAAUCUGGCUGGGUAACCGUGUACGGGAUGGCUGGCUGCGGAAAGUCUGUCUUGGCUGCAGAAGUACUUCGAGACCACAAAAUACUAACUGAAUGUUUUCCUGGAGGAGUUCACUGGGUCUCUGUUGGAAAGCAAGACAAAUCCGGACUCCUUAUGAAACUACAAAAUUUGUGCACCCGCCUAGAUCAGGAGGCCAAGUAUUCACAGAGACCUCCAUUAAAUGCUGAAGAAGCCAGGGAAAGACUGAGGUUGAUGGUGAAUCGAAUGUACCCUAGGUGCCUCAUAGUUUUGGAUGAUGUUUGGGAUUCCUGGGUACUCAAAGCUUUUGAUAUUCAGUGUCGAGUGCUCAUUACCAGCAGAGACAAGAGUGUGACUGAUUCACUUUCUGGUUUUAAAGAGGCUGUCCGUGUAGACAGUGAGCUUGAGCAUUCAAAAGGCCUUGAAAUCCUCUCACGCUUUCUGAGUUUAAAAGCAGAAGAACUGCCAUCCCAGGCCCAUAGCAUAAUUAAAGUAUCCAAAGGUUCUCCUCUUGUAGUAUCUCUGAUAGGAGCUCUGCUACGAGAAUUUCCCACCCGUUGGGAUUUCUACCUCACUCAGCUGAAGAGAAAGCAAUUUAAAAGAAUACGAAAGUCUUCCUCCUAUGAUUAUGAGGCUCUUGACGAAGCAAUGUCAAUAAGUGUGGAUAAUCUAAAAGAAGACUUUAGAGAGUACUACAAUGAUUUCUCCAUUAUAGAAAAGGACGUGAAAUUGCCCACACAGGUUUUAUGUAUCCUAUGGGACAUGGAACGUGAGGAUGUGGAAGACAUGAUGCAGGAGUUUGUCAACAAGUCCUUAAUAUACUGUGAUCGUAAUGGAAAGUCCUUUUCAUAUUAUUUACAUGAUCUCCAACUGGAUUAUCUCACAGAGAGGAACCGGGACAGACUGACCGUUCUUCACGCCAAACUUGUUGACCAAUAUAAAAAACAUUAUUCAAGUAAAUUACCUACUGUGGAGCAAGAGGAUUGUGUGUAUUGGUAUCAUUACCUAGCCUACCACAUGGCCAAGGCCAAUUUACACCAAGAUCUUUGCUCACUCUUGUUUUCCCUGAACUGGUUAAAAGCUAAAUCAGAAUUGUUUGGGACAUCCCACCUCAUUCAUGAAUUUGUACAGUAUCGAAAUAUUCUGGAUAAUCAGAAUGCAAAAGCACGAGAACAUUUUCAAGAAUUCAUUGCUGUGAAUGGUCAUCUUCUUGGAUUGAAUCCUGACAUUAGUAUUGUGCAGCUGGGCCUUGGUCAGGCUGAAGACUCUGAAGUCUACAAACAAGCUAUUUUGCAAGCCAAAGAAGAGCUCAAAUCUGGAGUGCUCUAUGUCAACUGGAUAAACAAGCAAAGGAUGAAGAAUCUGCCAACAUUGGUGGUUCGUCCACAUAAAGAUGCUGUUUUCCAUGCCUGCUUUUCUCCUGAUGGACGAAAAUUUGCUUCUUGUGGAGCUGAUAAAACUUUACAGGUCUUCAGAAGUGAAACAGGAGAGAAACUCCUUGAAUUAGAAGCACAUGAUGAUGAAGUGCUGUGUUGUGCAUUUUCUGCUGAUGAAAAGCUUCUAGCCACCUGUUCUGCAGACAGGAAAGUGAAGAUUUGGAAUGCCAAGACAGGAAAACCAAUAAGGGUGUAUGAGGAGCAUACAGAACAAGUCAACUGCUGCCAGUUCACCAAUGGACUUUCAGCACCACUGCUUGCCACAUGCUCCAAUGACUGCUUCAUCAUGCUGUGGGAUGAGACGGAAUAUAGCCGUAACACUCUUAUUGGACACACAGGCGCAGUCUACCAUUGCAGAUAUUCACCUGAUGAUCGAUAUCUAGCCAGUUCCUCUAUGGAUGGUUCAUUAAAGAUUUGGGAUGUGGAGUCUGCAAAUGAGGAGAAAUCAAUUGAAGUUGCAAAGCUUUUUGAAAAUGAAGAUGAGUCACAGCCUGAAGUGCUGCUUAAAUGUUGCGCUUGGUCAAAUGAUGGUUCAAGAAUUAUGGUAACCACUCGCAAUUUCCUUUGUAUUUUUGAUUCUACGAGCUGUGACCUUUUGUCUCAACUCAAGGCCUGUCAUCAGAUCCUUUACUGUGACUUCUGCACUACUAAUCAGAUUGUAGCGCUUGCUUUGUCACACUAUGUUGUUCAGCUGUGGGACAUAGAUUCGUCUACAAAGAUAGCUGACUUCAAUGCACACCUGAGCUGGGUUCACUGUGUGAAAUUUUCUCCAAAAAGUUCUUCAUUCCUGACAUCUUCUGAUGACCAGACUGUGAAGCUUUGGGAGACUAGUAAUGUGAGCAAACCAUCAGCCACUAACUUAAAGCGUGAGUUUGAUGUGUCCUUCAAUGGCGAGGAAACACUGGUUCUUGCAACUAGUAAAGAUGAUUGUAUACUGCUAAUUAAUGGAAUGACUGGAGAGACUUUAUCACAGAUCAACACACAGGACAAAUGUGUUACGUGCUGCUGUCUCACAAACGACUACCAACUAGCAGCUAUCGGAGAUAGAGAUGGUAAAGUAAAGGUUAUAGAUGUAUCCAGGGGUGAAAUCCUCUGUAAACUGGAUGGUCACAGUGCUACAGUCCAGCACUGCCAGUUCACUGCAGAUGGAAAACACCUUGUUUCAAGCUCAGAUGAUUCCACUAUUAGAGUCUGGAGCUUAGCAUCUGGAGAGAGUUUGGAAUUACGUGGGCACAAAGAACCUGUGAAAUGUUUCAAGAUUUUGCAAGAGUCACAAGUAUUUUCUUGGUCCUUUGAUGGAACAGUCAAGGUAUGGGACCUCAUCACUGGAAAGCUCAGAAAAGAGUUUAUUUGCCAUUCUGAGACAGUUCUAUCUUGUGAUAUUUCACCUGACUCCACCAAAUUUUCAACUGCCUCUGCUGAUAAAAGUGCCAAGAUAUGGAGCUUAGAUAUGUCUACCCUCCUCCAUGAAUUGAAUGGACACCAAAGCUGUGUACGAUGCUGUCGGUUUUCAUGGGACAACAAGUAUUUGGCAACUGGUGAUGACAACGGUAAAAUUAUGAUUUGGAGUGUGCAGAAUGGAGAGCUGCUGAAACAGUGUUGUGACAUAUCUGUCAAUAAUGAAAAUAGUCUGCAUGAUGGUUGGGUGACCGAUCUACACUUCUCUCCCAACAGCAAGCUAAUUGUAUCCUCUGGGGCAAAUGUCAAGUGGUGGGAUGUGGAUACUGGAGCCUGCAAACAGACAUUCUACACAGUUGGCACAAAUCUCAAAUCAAUCCACUUAUGUCCUACUUUUAGAACCUUUGUAACAAUUGACAAUCUGGGAAUUCUGUACGUGCUGAAGCUAAUAGAGUGAUAACGGCACAUGGUGUGCAUUAAAUAAACUGUGCCAUUAGGUUCCUUUGAUAAUCAGCCAUGUGCAACAUUAAAUAAACUGAGGAUAAACCUUGAGGAAUCUCUGCUUAGCACAGCUUUCAAAAUACAGCAUGCUGGGUUUUUCAAUUGCCAUUUAGUGGUAGGUGGAGCGGAGCAAAAUAGAAUGUCACUCCCAGUCAUUGUUUUUUUGCUUGUUUGAUUAUUAACCUACUGUAUUUCAGUUCGGUGACAGCAAAGAUUUUGUAACCUGGAUGAAAGCCAUUUAUUGCCUGGUGCUAUCUUAUUUCUUGAUACUUGAAUGUAUCGCCUAUAUCAGGGAUGUCAACCUGUAGCACUCAAGCUGUUGUUUAAAAAGCAGCUGGAGGAUUCCUGAAACAGACAGCCUGAUCAACAUUAAAAAUUAUGAUUAAACACAGCAAUGACGUAAUUGUAUCAUAAUAUAAAGGGGUGCUUUAAGAGACGCUGAUAGAUUCCUAUGGUGAUCCAUAGGAACAUGUCAGUAUUACUAAAGAGUUGUGGAAUAAAAAUCUUUAGGGGACUUUAGCCUAUACUGAUUUUUUGUGCUGCAACUCUUUUGUAAUACUGACUUGAAUUUUCAUAGGACUGUGUCAAUAUUCUGUGAAAUGCCUAUUUUACAUAAAUGUUGCUGAAAAUCCUUCUAAAACCAAUGGAAAGAUAUAUAUAUACAAACAAAAACAAUCAAUGAGUACCUUUCUAUCAAAGUAAACCAUUCUACAUUUCAUUACUCCUGAAGUGGUUGCCCACUGCAACAAUUACACGCAUGACAUUUAGAGUCACAUUUAUCAAGGGUCGGAUUUCGAAUUAAUGUGAAUUUUUUAAAAACUCCCAUAAAUUUGACCAAUAUAAAAUCGAAUUUUCUCAGCUCGGACGAAUUGAAUCGACUCAAAUUCAAUUAGAAUUUGAAAAACUCGAUUCAUUCAAAAUUGGAAUGUCAGGAAUGCAGCAAACAUCACCAAAUUGAUCCCUGGACCUCUCCCAUUGACUUAUACAGUAAUUUGGCAGGUGGUAGGUGGUGAAUAGUCUAAUUCUAGUUCUUAAAGAUAAAUCUCCAAUUCAAAUAAAAACUCGACUUGAGUUUGGAUAAUUCACAAUUCGAAUUAGAGUUUUGACCAAAACAAAAUUUAGAAUUUUCACUUUGACCCUUAAUAAAUCUUCCCCUUAAUCUUUUGUCUGCUAAGGAUGCCAGCGUUGCUCCUAUGUUUCUGGGUUUAAGGUUGUACUAUGGGAAUAACCUGUUGCCUAGGUCUCGGAACACCCUUAACACACCCGUUUUUAGAGGCAGGCAAAGGGUUAAACCACCUCAACUUGUGUACAUCUCAUUUCGUGUUUGGGGAUCAUUUGGCAUGCUACCUAGAUAAAAUAAUGAAAUAAUCCAGGGAAGGCACAAUAAUUAAUUUGCAAGCACCUACUGCCUUAAUGGAUGCCAAUACAAUUAAGAUUCCGGUAUUUAUAGACUACUGUGAAGCACUUAAAACCAUUUUCUAUGGAUAAUGUAUUUUCUAUUUUUUUCUAAUGUGCCUACAUUCCUGAAUAAAUGAACUUCUUCUGUG